AUGAAGACUGAAGAAGUAGUGAUCCAGCUCUUCGCGCGUGACCUCCCUCCUCUCGAGCCAGAGAAACCAUGGGACGCAACUCUGAAGCAACACAUUGCGGCCCUCCCAGAACACCGUUACGUCGUGGCUGCCCUCCACCUCGCCAACGACGACAUUUAUGCCUGCCACGAUAUCGUGCAGGUCGACGAAGGCGAGCCGACUGCCGACCUGAUGCACGCCCUCGUACACCGGCGCGAGGGGGACCCAUUCAACUCGAAGUAG
This is a messenger RNA of Cutaneotrichosporon cavernicola, 261 nucleotides long. RefSeq lists its product as uncharacterized. Lineage: Eukaryota; Fungi; Basidiomycota; Tremellomycetes; Trichosporonales; Trichosporonaceae. The record is from RefSeq and is a predicted model, not a curated record. The transcript has 2 exons. Bases 1 to 261 code for a protein of 86 amino acids.